Molecule: messenger RNA, 1405 nt
Organism: Nerophis ophidion (straightnose pipefish)
Lineage: Eukaryota; Metazoa; Chordata; Actinopteri; Syngnathiformes; Syngnathidae
Exons: 6
Coding region: 35-601 (188 amino acids)
Cellular component (GO): membrane
Source: RefSeq, a predicted model, not a curated record
UUAAUGUCAAGUCAUCUUGGUGUGUUGGGGGACCAUGAAGGAGACGUUUGUGUGUGAUGACUACAUGAUCUUCACCAUUCCCAUCGGGUCGGACACAGAGGGUUGCGGUAAUGUGAGGCCCGGACAAUUCCAGUGUGUGUUCAAGGACACCUUUAAAGUUUUUGCUAAGAAGGGUUUUCCAAAACCUCUCGCGGCAGCACAAUGCCUUAUUGGAGUUUCCGUGGUCAGUCUUGGUGUUAUGUUUUAUCUGACACAAAAUAUGUUCCACAUCUUUCCCAGUGUUGUGUUUGUGCUGAGUGGAAUGCUGAGCUACGCUGCAGGCCGUGCUCCAAACAUGCGUGUGAUGAAACUGUCAUUUUGUCUGAACAUCCUCAGCUUCUUGUGGUCAGUGGUGGCAACUUGUCUCCUUGUGAUCGAUAUUCUACAUGAUAGAAGAAUAUAUGAUGAUGUUAAGCUGCAUGCGGCCGUCAGAGUGAUGAUUGUGAGUCUGCUGGUUGCGGAAAGCUUCAUCGCCUUGUUUCUUAUCUACUGGCAGAACAAAGCAAUUUGCAGACAACAUUUCAACACUCUGCCCAUCAUUCAUCUGACACACGAGGACUGAUGCAUUCCAACACGCCAGCAAGUUUGAAAAAAUGUUUAAUUAUUGUGCAAAUAGCUCUGGAUGGACCUUACCUUCUUGUGUAUUACUAUAGCUGUUUUACUGGAUACUUUGUCCAAUAGGGGGCGCAAUUAUAAGGUAACAUUCUUAUUGGGAGUAUUUUGCAUGUAAUUGCAAUAUUGGAAAAGCCAUUUAUUCAAAAUAAUUACAAUUGCAAAUUUACCAUACGUCAUCAAAUAGUGGCCGACACCACACUGAUGGAGGCCGAGCCACAACUAAUCGCCAGGUGAGACGUUUUUUUCGCUCAGGAAAACAACAACCCCCAAAUCUGUUUAACAUAAAAACAUACAUUUUUCAACCUGUGUAUUAUUUAAGAAGUGUAGUAUUACAUGUACAAUAACAAGCUAUACGUAUCAGUUCAAUACAGUUUUAUACAAUCUAGGCAGACUCAUCACUAAGGAGGUCCUUAUGGCCUGAAAAAUUAUAUAAAUAAAUAAAUAAAUGGGUUGUACUUGUAUAGCGCUUUUCUACCUUCAAAGUACUCAAAGCGCUUUGACACUACUUCCACAUUUACCCAUUCACACACACAUUCACACACUGAUGGAGGGAGCUGCCAUGCAAGGCGCCAACCAGCACCCAUCAGGAGCAAGGGUGAAGUGUCUUGCUCAGGACACAACGGACGUGACGAGGUUGGUACUAGGUGGGAUUUGAACGAGGGACCCUCGGGUUGUGCACGGCCACUCUUCCACUGCGCCACGCCGUCCCCAUAUAUAUAUUAAUAGUAAAAAUUUUAUGUAAUAUACUAUA